CAAGGAAUGGCUUUAGGAGUCUUGACACAACAGUUGGGACCACACAAAAGAGCCGUGGCUUAUUUCUCCAAACAGUUGGAUGAAGUAAGCAAAGGAUGGCCCAGCUGUCUGAAAGCGGUGGCCGCAGUGAUCAUAAACAUAGAAGAGGCCAGAAAACUUACGAUGGGCCAGAAAAUGACUGUGUUAGUGUCCCACACUGUGUCUGCUGUACUAGAACAAAAAGGUGGUCAUUGGCUGUUGCCUUCCAGAUUCCUAAAGUACCAAGCAAUCCUAGCUGAGUCAGAUGAUAUAACCAUUCAAGUCACUAACAUUGUGAAUCCAGCCUCAUUUCUAGAAGGAAGAAUGUCGGCAGAAUCAAUCGAACACGACUGUCUAGAGACCAUCGAAGCUGUCUACUCCAGCCACCCAGACCUCAAAGAAGAUACAGACAACUUGUUCUCUGACGGCAGUAGCUUCGUGAAGCAAGGAGUAAGGAUGGCAGGCUAUGCAGUAACCACAACGGAAGAGGUAAUCGAAUCAAAUCCUUUACCUGCAGGAACCUCAGCCCAAAAGGCAGAACUGAUAGCUCUUACCCGAGCUCUGGAAUUGGCAGAAGGCAUACGGAUUAAUAUUUGGACAGAUUCAAAAUAUGCCUUCUCCGUCGUGCAUGCUCAUGGAGCAAUUUGGAAAGAAAGAGGACUGCUAACUGCUCAAGGGAAAACAGUCAAACAUGCAGAGGAAAUUCUACAAUUGUUAGAAGUAGUCCAACUCCCAACACAAGUGGCCAUAAUGCAUUGCAAGGGACACCUGAAAGGUAACACUGUUCCAGAAAUAGGAAAUAGGAAAGCUGAUGCAGAAGCUAAAUUAGCUGCUGCAAGGACCGAAGAAGUGACUGUAACAGCUUUAGUACCAAGAGAGCUAGAUCCUAACUUUCAACCAGAUUAUCAGGAAUCAGACCGUAGGUGGAUUCAAAAGAACAAAAGCAAAUUGUUAGAUAAUGGAAGGGGUCAAUUGGAAACAGGACAGCUAAUAAUACCAGAAAAAUUAAUGUGGCAAUUCGUAAAAACGGAACACGAGAAGGUGCAUUGGAGUUUAGAUCCACUUUAUCAGUAUUUACAAACUAGAAUAGCAGGACCAAAAUUAUUCACUACCAUAAAACAGGUUACAUCCCAGUGCAAACAAUGCCUGAAGAAUAACCCAAACACAGGGACCAAGAUACACUAAGGAGCAAUAAAUCGAGGUAAAUUCCCAGGUGAAGUAUGGCAAAUUGAUUUCUCUGAACUCCCAAGAAAAGGGGGGUAUCGGUAUUAUUGGUGCUAACUGAUACAUUUUCUGGGUGGCCUGAAGCGUUCCCCUGCAGGACAAACAAAGAGAAGUAACUAAAGUCUUACUAAAUGAAAUUAUACCAUAGUUUGGGGUACCAAGAAGUAUUUCUUCAGACAGAGGUUCACAUUUUUGUGCGAAGGUUGUGAGAACAAUAAGCAAAGCAUUGCAGAUUAAAUGGCAAUUGCAUACGCCCUACAGGCCACAAGCCAGUGGGCAAGUAGAAAAGAUGAAUCAUCUUAUCAAACAACAAAUUGCUAAAAUAUGCCAAGAAACUAACUUCCAAUGGUAUCAAGCUUUGCCUAUUGCUCUGAUUAGAUUGAGAGUCAAACCUUGAUCAAAAGAAAAGUUGAGCUCGUUUAAAAUUCUGUAUGGUAGACCUUAUACUAUGCAAAUUGUGAAUAGCGAUGCUAUAGACCAAAUAAGUAAUCAAUAUAUAUAUGAUUAUGUAAUUGCUGUAGGGAAACAUUUUGAUAAAAACGCCAUGGUAGUAAUAGAACACCAGCCCAAACAACCUAACUGUAAACUGCAUCCGUUUAACCCCGGUGAUUGAGUGUAUGUUAAGAAUCUUUUAGGAAAACCCCUACAAGACAAGUGGGAGGAACCUUUCCAAGUGCUGCUGACCACCUUCACCACAGUGAGGAUCAAGGAGCGACCUACAUGGAUUCACUAUUCUCGAGUCAAGAGAGCUCCGGAAGAUAAGCAAGAAGACCCAACAUCAUGAAUCCGACUCCCUUCCAAACCCUUUCAACACUGACCAUUGGACUCUUGAUAAGUAUUGUUUUAUCCCAAAACCCUACUCCAGAAGAGCUGUAGUCUAGUGCAUGCACACUACCACGCUCUGAGGAAAACCCAGAUUUUGAGAUUUACGUUUUACAUAACAAUCAACCCUAUACAAUAGAUUAAUGGGAUAGCGGAACCCAUUUCAUAGCACAAAAGAGGGACCAAAUUCAAGUAGGGUGCCGAGAGGUCGAGGCUUUAAUGGGAAAAACAGAUAAACUAGUAUUGACAAUUGAAUUUUGGCAAGAAGCCUCUAGACAGAAUUUAAUCACUUAUAGCCAAGUAAGAGAUGAAGAGCCCAUUGUUUAGAUUCAGUGGAAAAGACCAGUCUCAUGUCAAUGAGAUAGUAUUGAAGGGGGUAGAGUAAAGUGUGAAAUUAUAUUCAAACUAGAUCAAUCGAUGUCGUUUUCAUGUAGCAGGGAAGCCAAGAUUCUUGAACCCAUUGGUGAACAAGGCAUUGUAACUGGUAGAACCUUUAAGUGAGUCAUUAGACUAGCAACAGACUCAAUUGUGAGCCCGUCUCGUGAAACCACUCCACCUUUAGAAUGUAAAAAGAUACAUAAUUUAACCUUUAUAGGGCCUCAAGUAAUAAGACAAUUGAACGAACUAAAGCUGUUGUUAGAUCCUACAUAUUCUCUGAACAAAGUACAGAUAAACAUUCAGACAGACAUUACACAUUUACAGAAAGAUUGUCAACCAUUUAUACAGCAAAGCCUCAAAGGCUGGAAUGCCUGGUUAGCAACUAGGUCAUACCGCAAACAAACACAAAGAGAUAUAAGUGGAUGGGUUGGCACGCGGUUUGGCAUAUUAAACACUAUAGACCAAGAAGUAUUAGUGAAUAAGUUAAGUACCGUCACUUCUAAUUUGGGAAAGCUUUAAGCUCAUCUAUGCUAACUUUAGCAGAGACACAAUCAUUGGUAGUCAGAUUGAUGACCUUAGUAGCCAACCACACUGCUGAAGAUUUUGUUAAAAUUGCUGACUAUACUAGAGAUAUUAGCAAAGAAAUUGCACUUGCUAUCCAGUGUGUUCAGACACAACAAUGGAUACAAUCAGUAGCAGCAGGAAUAUUAAGAGAGGGAAUGUCAGGCAUACUGCCUCAAGAAAUAAGAGAAACAAUACUAAGAGAUAGCUCCACUACACGAUUUGAAAAAGACCACCAGGCUCAGUGGCAACUAGUUAACUUUACUUAUGAUCCACAACAGGAACACAUUGAAACCUAUGUCCUUACUAUUAGUGCCGCAGAAGAAAGAGCUAUAUUUCCUGUUUUAACAUUAGGAGCUAUGCAUCAGAAUGUCAUUGUCAAACCUGUGGACCAUAACGUUUGGGCAAAUUAUGAUAGUACUAAGAACAAGUGGCAAUCAAUUAGUACAGAAGCAUGUAUUCCUAAAGGACAAUUAGGUUAUAUCUGCGAAAAUGCCAUUGUAGAAGCUGAGGACCUAUGCUUAGAUGCUGAAAACAGUGUAUGCACUUUUGAAAUGCUUCCGCACAAUGGAGCGCGAUCACAAGUAUUCUAUAUAGGGAACGGAUGCGCUUGCAUUAGAACCACUUGCAAUGAUGUUACCAUAGAUAAUUGUCAUGAAGUGACUAACGAUACUAACUUUUGCAUAUGCAACUUCACAAAAGUCAUAGGUUGUGACUUUAACUACACUGCUCCCAUAACUACACAACAGUUAAUCGAAACUGAGUAUACUUUAUAUCAUGAGAUACCCAAGCUAAAGAUAGGUAUAGAUACUAAACUUCUCAAAGAAAUGAUCAUACAUCCUGAAGUGGAGAAGCUAGUUCAAAAAGUGAACCAAACAACUCAACGCAUGUUGUGGCAGGUAGAGCAUAAUUCAAAAGUAUAAAAAUAUCCUGACAAAAGUCGCACAAGUAGGUCAACAUCACUGGCAGGAUAUCUUCACAGGAUACUCCCCAACAGCAACACAAGUCUUUCACUAUCUGAUACACCCAGUGCUAAUUAUAACCAUGGCUAUGCUCCUGUUAACCCUUAUGAAUAUAUGCCUGUAGUGUAAGUUAAAGUCCAUAGUCAAAAGAACCCAAAUAAUCUGGGCGAUGGUAAAAGCGUAUCAGCGCCCUUUAGAAUUAGAACUUGACGAAAGAAUUCGUAAGUUUUAGAAAAGGGGGGAAUGAAGCCAGGUAACACCUGAGAAGUGAAUUUAGUAAAGCAAUGUAAGGAUUAGAGAGAGUUAAGCACAAAUGCAGGCUUUCAGCAAAGCACAUAGAGCUCAGUAUUAGGAAACAGUGGAGGCAAUAAAUCCACUAGGAUACAGGUCACUUUGACAUGAGGGAACAUGGGCAUGAACGGAGAGAACUAGAAAUGCUAGCACACACAAAAAAGGACAUAUGGAAGAAAACAAAGGGAGAUAAGAAAAGGGACAAGCCAAGAAAUCAGGAACUUCUGCCAGACACUGGAAAUCCCUGCCAAAUGCACGAGGAAACUACCCAAAUUAGGGAAGGUUCAAAAGUUUAAGAGGAGGAUGAUGGUGAGGACAGCAGGUUCAUGAUGAAGGAAGAACGGAACGACCACCAAAGUUCUCCCCAAAUUGAAGACCACGCCUCUAACUCCGCCUCAACUCCGCCUGUUAUGAAUAUUAAAAGUAGAUGUUGCAAUGUAAUGAAUAUUCAUAAUAUGUGAUGUAAUUGCUUAGCAAAAAGUGUAUAAAAGCUCAAAUUGUAAGUUCCUCGGGGAAGCGGUUUGUCCAGGGCGACCUGGCCGCUUCCCGGCCGUGAAAAUAAAUACCUCCUGCUUAUAGACUGAAAA
This is a messenger RNA of Pipra filicauda (Wire-tailed manakin), 4843 nucleotides long. RefSeq lists its product as uncharacterized. Lineage: Eukaryota; Metazoa; Chordata; Aves; Passeriformes; Pipridae. The coding region runs from base 7 to 1203 and encodes 398 amino acids. Gene Ontology annotation, molecular function: RNA-DNA hybrid ribonuclease activity; nucleic acid binding. The record is from RefSeq and is a predicted model, not a curated record. The transcript has a single exon.